This is a messenger RNA of Solanum stenotomum, 671 nucleotides long. RefSeq names its product vascular-related unknown protein 1-like. The transcript has 3 exons. Gene Ontology annotation, biological process: xylem development. NCBI's taxonomy places the organism in Eukaryota, Viridiplantae, Streptophyta, Magnoliopsida, Solanales, Solanaceae. Bases 62 to 583 code for a protein of 173 amino acids. The record is from RefSeq and is a predicted model, not a curated record.
AUAUCAACUCAAUCUCACAAAACACAUAUUCCAAUUUCCAAGAACUCAAAAAUCAAGAAUAAUGAACCAAAGUGAAAAUAAAUCAUCAUCAACAAAUGAAGAUGAACAACAAGAAGAAAGUGGAUGGACAACUUAUUUGGAGGAUUUUUCAUUAAUGAAUAAUCAAAGGGAAAAUUAUGAUGAUGAUAAUUUUAGCCCUAAUAAUUAUUCUUUAUUAUCUGAUGCUGCUUCUAAUAUUGCUCCAUGGAAUAACAAUAAUUAUUGUAAUAUAAAUUACAAUAAAUUAGUUAUGAAUGAUGAAUACUCUCCCAAGAAGUUGAAUUUGAAGAAAUUACCAAGAAACAAGAAAAUCAAUGAUCCUGAUUUGGAAGACACUGCUAGCUCACCUGUCAAUAGUCCUAAGGUAAGCAAGAUGGAGAUCAAUUACAGAAGAACAAAAAAUAGCACUGGAAAUUUUAUGGGAAAUGAUGGUAGCUCAAGACAAUUUCAAGAAGUGCACAAAGUGGAAAGAGGCUAUACAGAUUUGAAGAAGAAAGGACUUUGUCUUGUGCCUUUAUCUAUGUUAGUCAACUACCAUGGUUGAUUUUUCCUCUCUUUAUUUCUCUCCAUGUAAAUAAAAAUCUUGCUUUUAUUUUUUAAGUAUAUAAAUAUAAAAGAUCAUUAUGUAAUUA